CCGUGCAGGGUAGGAGAGACGUGUUAGGAGAUGGCGGACGUGAAGGUAAAGCAAGAGAGUGGGGAAGCUACUGAAACAGAGAACAGGAUUAUAGAGCUUUGUCAGCAGUUUCCUCAUGGCAUUACAGACCAAGUUAUCCAGAAUGAGAUGCCACAUAUUGAACCAAAGCAGAGAGCGAUGGCAAUCAACCGCUUGCUGUCAGUGGGUCAGCUAGAUCUUCUUAGAGGUGCAGCAGGCCUUUUGUACAGACUGAAAGACGCACAGACCGCUGGCAAAAUGAAGGGAUCUGACAAUCAGGAAAAGUUAGUGUAUCAGAUUAUCGAGGAUGCUGGCAAUAAAGGAAGUAAAUUAACGGGGAGCUCCAAGAAAAAAGUUACCUCUGAUGAUGUUUAUUCCAGGUCCAUAUCGGUGUUGUGUAGAGCUUCCAAAAAGAAAGUUUACAUGCUGUAUAAUGUCCAGCCGGACCGCUCUGUGACGGGAGGAGCAUGGUAUAGUGACCAGGACUUUGAGUCUGAAUUUGUAGAAGUAUUAAACCAACAAUGUUUUAAAUUCUUACAAACCAAGGCAGAAGCAGCGAGGGACAGUAAGCAAAACCCUAUGAUCCAAAGAAACAGUUCUUUUGCAUCAUCCCAUGAAGUCUGGAAAUAUAUUUGUGAGCUUGGAAUCAGCAAGGUUGAAUUGUCAAUGGAAGACAUAGAAACUAUUCUAAACACGCUGAUUUAUGACGGGAAGGUAGAAAUUACCAUAAUUGCAGCAAAGGAGGGAACAGUGGGCAGUGUGGAUGGACAGAUGAAACUUUACAGAGGAGUAAACCCAAUCAUACAGCCAGCAGGUUUAGUGCGUACACCCUGUGGCCUGUGCCCGGUUUUUGAGGACUGCCAUGAAGGAGGGGAUAUUUCUCCAUCAAACUGUAUAUAUAUGUCGGAGUGGUUGGAUUUCUGAUGGAGGCCUAUUAGAAAGCAUAGCACCGCGGGGAAAGACACCUACCUAUAAGCAUGCCACACUUUGGUGUAUCAGACUGUACAAAUUGUACUAAAAGUAUUUAUUUUAGAUGUUUACAAUUUUUAUUACCACUCAUAUUCCAUUUUUGAUAUCCAAUUCUGUUAAAUCAGGUCCAAACCAAGGAACAAUGUUUUAUUUAACGCCUUAAUCAGCUGCCAAGUUGUAAGCAUGGUAAUAAACAGAAUGAGCCAUAGAUACUAGAUCAGAAGUAUUUCUUAUUUUUAGUGAAAUGUUAAAUAAAUAAUAG
Molecule: messenger RNA, 1249 nt
Organism: Nanorana parkeri
Lineage: Eukaryota; Metazoa; Chordata; Amphibia; Anura; Dicroglossidae
Gene: POLR3F
Product: RNA polymerase III subunit F
Exons: 9
Coding region: 31-942 (303 amino acids)
Biological process (GO): transcription by RNA polymerase III
Cellular component (GO): RNA polymerase III complex
Source: RefSeq, a predicted model, not a curated record